Molecule: messenger RNA, 702 nt
Organism: Mycena indigotica
Lineage: Eukaryota; Fungi; Basidiomycota; Agaricomycetes; Agaricales; Mycenaceae
Product: Proteophosphoglycan ppg4
Exons: 3
Coding region: 10-702 (230 amino acids)
Biological process (GO): proteolysis
Source: RefSeq, a predicted model, not a curated record
ACCUUAUCCAUGUACGACUACCAUCGCAGAGUUCUUGUUACGGGCUUUGGCCCAUUUGGCACGUUUAAAGAAAACCCUUCAUGGCUUGCGGUCAAGACUCUGCACGAUACCAUCCUCAACCCGAAGCAAAAGUCGAUUCACGUUACCAGUCUCAACAUCCCCACUGUCUAUUCUGCCGUGCUCGACACUGUUCCUGGACUUCACUCAGCUCCCCCCGUUCUGCCUGAGAAGUAUACCAGCCCCAUAUCUCUCCCACUGCCCGAUGAAGGCUUCGAUCUUAUCAUCCAUGUUGGAGUAGCUGGUCCAGGAAACUUGCACGUUGAACGACUCGCUCACAAAACGGGUUAUGCGCUGCCAGACUAUGACAAACAACCACCCCCACUUGUCAACACUAAAGGGACCCUCCGUGGGUUUGGCGGUCCUCGAUAUGGUGCCGAGUUUGCAGAUGAAAUCUUCACCUCAAUCGAUGUUGAUAAGCUAGUGCGAGAGCUUACAACAGGACCAAAGCCAGUUAGUGUCCAAACAUCGGAUGAUGCAGGACGUUACCUCUGCGACUUCAUUUAUUACUGCUCAUUGGCCGAGUCCCAACGAGAGGGCAGGGGCUGCCCGGUGUUAUUCGUUCAUUGUCCUCCCGUUGGCAAUAUGCUUAGCACAGAGGAGGUUGCCGAAGGGCUCAAGAGAAUCAUAAUUGCUUCCCUUUAG